Molecule: messenger RNA, 1014 nt
Organism: Racocetra persica
Lineage: Eukaryota; Fungi; Glomeromycota; Glomeromycetes; Diversisporales; Gigasporaceae
Source: the annotation of a GenBank genome assembly
AUGAAAUAUCAGAUUAUAUCAGAUUAUAAAUCUGAUAAUAAAAUAUCAGAUUAUAAAUCUGAUAAUGCCAGAAAUAAACCUUUUUUAGAAGCAUUGCAAAGUCUAAGACCAGAAGAUAAUAAGCUUUCAUCUGAUGAAGAUAAUAAGCUUUUGUCUAAUAAGGAUAAUAAACAUUCAUUUUAUAUGAAUAAUGAUGAAGUCAAUGAUAUAAACAAUUGCAAUGAACUGUAUAAUGAACUUUCAUAUAAAGAAGUAAUUGAUUCUAGUGAUGAAGAUGAAGAUAAUGAGUUUAGCUUAGAAUCUUAUAAAAAAGAUAAUAUGAAUCAAGUUAUUCCAUCAAGACUACCACCAAAUUUUCCAGAAAUUGUCCUAGUUACUCAUGACAAAUCAAUUUUUUAUGCUAAUGAUGAUAUUAAAAAGAAUAAUGAAGAUAUCAUAAAACAAGUAUCUAAAAGAGCUAUUCCAAUAUUCGAAAGAACUCACCUCAGAAAAGUUGCACUUUUUAUGUUUGACAAUAGUUGUAACCACAAUUCAUUUGCUGAAGAUGUAUUGUUAGUUUCUCAGAUGAAUAUAAAAGAUAGAGAGAAAAGACUGCUUCUUCGUAAUAGCAGAAUGUCUAAUAAUCGUGGUUUGUGGAUGCUGGGUUUAACAAGAGAAUGCAAUGAAUGUAAAGCAGGUGCUUUGACUAAUCUACAAUGUUGUGCAACAAAUAUUCUUAAAAGACAGCCUGAUUUUGCAUCACAAAAAAACCAUUUACAAGAGAUUAUUGAGGCAGCUGGUCAUCUUUGCAUUUUUUACCCAAAGUAUCAUUGUGAGCUCAAUUAUAUUGAGUCUUUUUGGGAGCAGCAAAACAAUAUGCAUAUUUAUAUUGCAAUUAUUCUUUUAAAGGUCUUAAAAAAACUUGCUUAUGAGCAUGGUCUAUCUGGAAAAGCUGCAGUUUUUGCUAUAAAAAAAUAUCAAUCUCAUCGUUGGGUACCAGAAAGUGUGUUAGAAGAAUUUGGUCAUAUAAAUUAG